AUGGCGAAGCAGGUCAGCAUCGCCUACGAGGCGUUGCCGACGGGAAAGGACUACGAGGCCAUCCGGGCGGACGUUGAGCGGCAGAUUCCCCUGCGCAACUUGCAUUGGGUGCGCAGCUCGUCGGCGAACAGAACCAUCAGGACAAUUCAGACGCUCCCGCUCGACGUGCGACCGCUCAGCUCGUUCGGCGGCGCGACAGAACUCCUCGAACGGCCGUACUUGAACCUGCUAUUCGUUGUGUGCGAUGACAACGAGGCGUACCGGGCGACCGUCCGCACCCAGAUUCGCGAAUGGCUCGACUCGGUUACGGCCAAGUACCACCAGGAAUGGCUCAUCGUCCACGUCACGUCGGGCAAAGGCAGUGGCGCCAAGUUUUACCAGCGCAAAAGCGCCAUCGUCGACAAAAUCAAGGCCGACUUCAACGUUGGCAAAAAGGACCGCUGCAUACAAGUCGUGCAGGGCUCCUCAGCGGACGAUCCUACGGCAUGGGCCGAGUUCCUCUCCAAGGUCAAGGAGGGGCUGAUCGCAACUUUCGACUCGAACGUCGCGCUCUACGAGGAGAGCGUUCGCAAAGCCGACAGUCAGCGGCAGCUGAGCGGAUGGCAGUUCCUGCCCUUCUUCCGCCAAAAGGAAGCGCUUGCGGACUCGUUCGAAGCGAUGACGCUGUACGAAGACGCGCUCAUCCAGUACGACGAGCUCGAAGCAUCAUUCUUCCAGGUCUCGAAAGAACACGCACAAGCGCCUUGGUUCCGCAAUCUCGGCGGCGUCUCUCCCGGAGACGAUGCACUUCCGCUUCUCUCGACGACCAACAAGCCCUACCGCAAGCUCAUCGAGACGGACGCCAUCACGAUCUUCGACUUUCGGAUAUACCUCUUCGCGAGACAGGCUGUCAUGCUGUUCAACCUUGGCAGGGUCGUCGAGGUUGCGCGAAGAGGAGCGUACUUCGUCAGCACCUUUGCGCGCAAGCUGCGGGAACAUCAGUCUACGCUCGGCCCGAGCUUCGUCGAAGCCUGGACGUAUUCGGCUUGCCUCAACAUCGUCUCGGAGUGCGGGCGGCGGAUCGACCAGGACCUGUCGGACCCGGCGGCAACGGGCUUCGUGGCUGUCAAGGCGGAGUUGCUGGAGCUCGCGAAGAAGCAGCUCGACAAGCUCGGCAUGGGCGCCGGACACCUUCCCUCGACUCACCCCUUCUCGAUGAGCUUCAACGAGUCGUCCGCGUCGACUGUCAGCGGCAGCUCCGCCUCGUCGCCCACAUCUACUACGCCUCCGAACCGCCAGCCCGUUACUCGGAAAGACCUGCUCGACGCGAUGGACAAGCGAGAAGCGUUUGACAAGCUCUACGUCGAGCUCACCCAGAGGUCACUGCAAGCGUACCAGGCGAGCGGGAGGAAGAGGUGUGCUGCGAAGCUUAAUGCGUGUCUUGCGGCACUCGAGCAAUGCCGCGGACGGCUUCCGACCGCUCAAAAGCUCUUCUCACAACUUCCGACGACCUACACCGACUUGCGCUGGACCGCCAUCGAGUCUUAUCUCUUGUCGCAGUGCACGUCGCUGCAAGAGUCGCUCGAUAUGUCCAAGGACCGCCUCCUCUCGACUCUCGCGCUCGUCCGGUCGGGCGUGACCGUUGGAAGCAAGGAGUGGGGACUGGAGCCUGUCCUGGAUCAUGUCGUCGACUGGAAGCGGCAGAACGCCGAGCUGGCGAAAAAGCUGAUGGACGACGUAUACCAGCUUUCGGCGACGCUGAGCAAGGACUUCGCCGCCGUCGCCUUUCCGACUUUCCUGAUUUGCUUGAAGGAGGGCAGCGGCGGCCGACCAGUUGACGAGGACGGCGUCACGGCUACGGUACUCGUCCGCAACAUCCUGCCUUGCGACGUGCGCGUCGACGAGGUUCGCCUCAAGCUGGCGACCAUGCAGGGAGAGCAAGUUUGGCUUACGGCCGGCGCCUGCACGCUCGCGCCUGGCGAGACGCCCGUGACCGUCUUCUGCCCCACCUCCGUCACCGGCCGCCUCACGCUCGAGCUUUCGCAACUCCGCUUCUCCCGCAUCAUCUUCCAGUACUCUCAUCGGCCAGUCUCGACCCGUAACCUCGCGCCUGAUCCUCGACAGGUACCGGUGACCGACAAACAGCCCGCCAUCUUCCUUCCACCCGACCAGCAGGCGGUCCAUAUCUCCGUGGAGGAACCGCAUUCCGUCCACCUCGACCGGGAGCGAAGAAUGAUCCUCAACGUCGACCCCGGCCGCAACACCGUCUCGAAGAUUGCCGUCCGCCUCGCCGUCGUCGGUCAAGACGUGCAUUUCGCCACGACGACCGCGGAAGGUCUCGACGGCAUCGCGUUUACCGCAGACGCACACGACGCCCUCGUCCUGCAGGACCUCUCACCCUACACAUCCGUUCGAGUCGCUAUCCCUUUAACCGGUAAUAUCGUCGACCCGAACGUACAGUUCUCGAUCACAGCGGAGUAUACGAUCUCGCGAAGACCGCACACGCGCCGAAGCUUACGACGAACGAUGACCUACUCGGUCGCACUCCCGCUCGCCGUCAACGUCCAGGACUACUUCCGCGAGGACUGCUUGCUGUCGAAGUUCUCGGUCACGACGGACGGCGUGCACGGCCUCAAGGUCAAGUUGGCGACCAUUUCUCCGCCGCCUUCCGUCGAAGUCAAGCCAUGUCGCCCGAAGAGCGAUGUGCCCGUGAUCAUCUCGCCACUUCAAACGGCAAACUUCCUCUUCAAGCUGCAUUGUGACCGACCUACAGAGGUGCAAGAUCCUCUUCGACUUGUCCUGACCUAUGCCUCAAUCGAAGAGCGCUUGCGCUCCAGAGUGAAGGCAGCCGUCGCCCGUGGCCUUGACGGUGCCAGCCUGCGCGAACACCGCCGAUGGAUCGUCGAAGCCUUCGUAUCCGAAGCUCUCGCCUCCACCGACCUCGAGCGGUACUGCUCGUCCGAGUCGCUCGACCACUUGGUAUACGAGGAGGCGACUUGGAAGAAGCGCCUCGACCUCUGCAUGGUCCCGUCGUCCGCUUGCGAAUCGGUCCUCUCGGCAGUGCAGGCGAUUCACGACGACGUACGAAGUGGCAAAGUGGUCGAGGACGUGUGGCGGACGUUGGAGAUUCCCUUGGACCUGCCGGCUCUCAACGUCCUCAACCUGGUUGAGAUCACCCCCGCCCUCUCGCGUACCGAAGUCGGCCAGCUCGUCCCCGCAACCCUCACCAUCCGCCCUUCCUUCCGCUGGUCCCGCACACUCGCGUCGACCGCCGCACCAAUCCGCCUCGCCUACUCCGUCGUUGCCAACUCGAGCGAGUGGAUUAUCAGCGGCCGCGCCAAGGGCGAGUGGGUCGCGCAGGACGGUGAAGAGGUCGUUGUCCAGCUCGGGCUUGUCCCGCUUCGCGCGGCAGCUAUCUUCCUUCCCUCCGUCGUCGUCCAGCCAGUCCAGGAUGGCUCGCGGUCGCACGAGCUCGUCAGCUGCGAGACGCAGCACGUCACGGCUGCUACGGCGGUCGAGGUCUUGCCCAUCACGCACAGGACGACGUUCGAGAUCGCUGUUCCUCUCGCCGCGUAG
This is a messenger RNA of Rhodotorula toruloides NP11, 3555 nucleotides long. RefSeq lists its product as uncharacterized. Gene Ontology annotation, cellular component: TRAPPII protein complex. Gene Ontology annotation, biological process: intra-Golgi vesicle-mediated transport; early endosome to Golgi transport. The transcript is spliced from 19 exons. Bases 1 to 3555 code for a protein of 1184 amino acids. The record is from RefSeq and is a predicted model, not a curated record. Lineage: Eukaryota; Fungi; Basidiomycota; Microbotryomycetes; Sporidiobolales; Sporidiobolaceae.